This is a messenger RNA of Dicentrarchus labrax (European seabass), 4843 nucleotides long. It is a transcript of the gene synpo2lb, whose product is annotated as synaptopodin 2-like b. Gene Ontology annotation, cellular component: Z disc; nucleus; actin cytoskeleton. Gene Ontology annotation, biological process: positive regulation of actin filament bundle assembly. NCBI's taxonomy places the organism in Eukaryota, Metazoa, Chordata, Actinopteri, Moronidae. Gene Ontology annotation, molecular function: actin binding. Bases 247 to 3939 code for a protein of 1230 amino acids. The transcript has 5 exons. The record is from RefSeq and is a predicted model, not a curated record.
CACACACACACUUUUUCCCCUUCUCACACUCCUGACUGCCCACCCUCCGACACAGCAUUCCAGUGUAAGCAGAUGAAAGCCAGCCACCCCCUGUCUCCUCAUGGGUGGAGUGAUUUGCCGUGGUCACAGAGAGGAGUGGGAGACAGGAGCUUCAGGCGCGCUCAUUGAUACUUGCGGAGUGUGAGGAGCUGAGAGAAGGGCAGAGAAACGUAUUCACACACAGCAGGCUGUGAGCUGGGAGCAGGGAUGGUAGCGGAGGAGAUUGUGCUCUCCCUCUCUGGAGGAGCACCGUGGGGCUUCAGACUACAGGGAGGAGCGGAGCAGCAAAAACCUCUACAGGUGGCCAAGGUACGCAGGCGCAGCAAAGCGUGCAGAGCUGGACUGAAGGAGUAUGAUGAGCUGGUAGCCAUUGGCCACCAUAUGUGUGCAGAGCUCAGUCAUGCCGAGGCCAUGAACCUUAUAGAUUCACAGAGCGCUACACUCAGCCUGAGGGUUAAAAGGGCCCCUUCUGGAUUCCACUCCUCAUCUUACUCUGGUUGCUCUGCAUCACCCCGCUCCUCCAUGAGGGUCCUGUCUCCCACCGCGGCUCCCUUGACCUCCCAGCGUUCCUCCAUCCUGUCCCCCACCGGGAUACCCAAGGGCAUCACUUCCCCUCCAGACAGCGAGGCCUACUACGGAGAGACAGACAGUGAUGCAGACACACACUCACACAUGCACCGUCGCCAACGCCGCACACCUCCUCACGCACGCUCUCCUGCACGCUAUGACAACCAAGAAGAGGAGGAGACCUCAGAGAUGAGCGGGUAUGAGAGCGCCACAGAUGCAGGGGUAUCCAUGCAGGGACAGUGGGAGGGUCAGUGUCUUGUUGGCGUCCCUCGCAGAGAGCUCAUCUACCAGCCCCUCCAGACUGACUGGACCACACCAGUGCACACUCCGCACACCCUGACCCCACACACACUCACUCCGACCCCCGAUCAGGGGUUGGUGGAAGCUGAGGGAGAAGGGGACAGCGGCUUCCAGGAGGCAGGGGGCUGCAUCGGGCUGGCCUGCCCACCGCUUGUAUCUCCUGAACGGGCGAAAGAGGCUCUGAUGUUGGGUUCUGGUAAUCAACUGGUGCCCAUGGUGGGACCACAGCUGACUCCAGUCAGUGACGAGCUCUCCACCACCUACAUGGAAAAGGCACGGCAAGCCAAGUUGCAGCGUGGGGAGAGUGUGGUGGAGAAACAGGUGAAAGAAGCUCGCACUAAAUGCCGCUCUAUUGCCUCUUUGCUGACUGAUGCUCCCAACCCCAACUCAAAAGGGGUGCUUAUGUUCAAGAAACGCCGACAGAGGGCCAAGAAGUACACACUGACCUGCUUCGGCAAAGCUGAGGGCGAUAGAGGAGGGGAUACAGAAGGAGAGACAGGAGGGGAGACAGAAGAGGAAGGAGGAAGUUCUGCCCUAAGUGGCUCAGAAGUUGAUGAAGAGGGAUUCUCAGCAUCGUUUGACCCUACGUGGGAUACUGGUUAUCUAGACGUGUUGGACAGGAGAAGCUCUGCCUGCCCGUCAACCACGCCAACUACUCCAACCACGGCAACAAACAAUCACAACUCUGGGCUGGACAUCUCAGCCUAUCAGACUCCAGAACUUUUGACCUCUGUCAAUCAAAGCCCAGGGUUGGAGGUUUCAGGGCUGGAGAGCUUAGCCUAUCAGGGCUCAAGGCUGGAGAGCAGCAUCACGAAGCAGCCAGUUCGUAACCAUCCUGCACCCAUGUCUCCUCCAGCUGUGGCUCUGACCAAUGGGGGGUCAGUAGCUGUUAGUCGGGCUAGCGUUGUUCUGAGCCCACCCUCUCAGAUGCCUCUUCCAAGUCAAAAUGGGCAACAUGGCAACCCUAAUCCUAGUCCUAACCCUAAUCUCAGUCCUAGUCCAAUCACAGACUCAGAUCAUCACCUGAACGCCAACCUCAGUCCUAAUCAAGGUGUUCUGAACCGUACUGCACGGCCCUUCACCCCGGGCCCUACCUCUUCUCGUGCAUCUGUAACUUCUGUGAUGUUUCGCCCUCCCCAACCCAAACCCACAGCCGUGACCAUGGCGACCAAACCUGUGGCGGCCGUCUCCAUGGUGACUAUCCAACCUACUCGGCAUCUAUCAGGGCCAGAUGCAAGAAGAGCGGUGUCUAGCACCUCUCUGUACAUCCCUCCAAGAAAUAACAACAGCAACACUCCCCCCUCUGUUAACUCUCCCCCCUCAGUGCUUGCUCAUCCCUCCCAUCUGUCUUCUGCACCUUUCUCCCAGCCAGCCAAAAAUCCACCAACAUUUUCCCCUCAGCCCGCAGUGUAUGCUUCCCCCUCCACCCCGUUCUCUCCUACUGCAGCUCAAAGUACCCUGGUCUGUCCAUCACCUGCUCAACCCUUCUCCCCUCCAGCUCCGCAGCCAUUUUCCUCUCAUACUGCUACUUCUUAUCCACCUCCCUCCACUGGCAUUUCUUCUUCUCCCAUCUCCCCACCACAUCUGGCACAGGUCUCCUUCCAUGCCCAGCCUACCCCUCUUCCUCCUCCUCCCACCCAACCUUCUCCAUCUCCAUCUGUCCAUCCCUACAUCAACAUGACAGGUGCAGUGACUCCCGGCCCCCAUGCUGUCAUGGCAACUGCAUCACCUCCCCAGCCUACUGCUGCCGAUUCACUGGCGACACGUGAGCAGCGCAUCGCGGUCCCUGCCGCUCGCACUGGCAUCCUGCACGAUGCCCGUCGUCGUGCCAACAAGAAGCCAAUGUUCUGUGCGGUCCAGAACAAAGAUAUUUCUCCAAACCCGGACUUGAUGUCGAUGGUCCAGAACAUGGAUGACCACUUUGAAAGAACCCCAGGUGCUGAACCUGGAGCUGCACCCAGUGCGGAGACCGGACAUGAGUCAGGGCCGGAGGAGGACUGGCUGAGGCUGGGGGCAGAGGCCUGCAACUUCUUGCAGGCUCAGCGGGGACCCAGGCCACCUCCUGUAGCUCCAAAACCACAAACCCCUCAGGUGCCCCAGCUGGAAGGGAAAGGAGGUGAGCUGUUUGCCCGCAGGCAGAACAGAAUGGAUCGGUACGUUGUGGAGCGAGCUCCCUCUGUUGCUGCAGCACCUUACUCUCCCGCCCAGACGAGGGAGCCCUCACCCACACCUUCUCUCCCCGCCACCUGGAAAUACUCGUCCAGCAUCCGUGCUCCUCCUCCCAUCAGCUACAACCCCCUUCUCUCUCCCUCCUGCCCUCUGAAGGCCCAGAAGAAGCCUGAGGUGACAAAGUCUGGGCCAGCUCGAGCUAAAGGGCAGAAAGCAGGCAUCAAGCCUGUGGACAUUAUGAGCCACCAGCCCUACCAGCUCAACUCUUCUCUGUUCAGCUAUGGGGGCGGGGUUCCCCAGGACACCUCCACCUAUCAGCAGCAAGGAAUGCCAAGUGGUCCUCAGAAAACAGCACGAGUAUAUGAGGUAAAGCGCUUCUCCACCCCCCCGCCGAUAGCCACAGGGCCCGCCCUCAAAGUGAUUGUACCUCGAUCAGCUACGACACUCGGAGAACCAUUGUGGCGCUCUGAUGUUGUAUCUCCUCCACCCACAGUUCAUCCCACCCCCUACCAACCCUAUCAGCCUCAACCCCAACCUUACCAACCCCAGUGGGCCACCUCCCCUCUGUCUCCCCCACCUCCCCCUGCCCCUACCGCUCCACUCCCUCAGCUCCCCACCUUCUCUUAUGCUCCUACUCCAAACCUAGUCCAGUCCCCAGCUUUCUCCCAACUUCAGCCCUCCAACAGUGCUCAGGCCAACAGGCAGUUUAAGAGUGCCCCAGAUCUGAGUCCCCUAGGCCCUGCUGGGGCCUCUCGGCCGGCGUCCAGCACCAGUCAACUUACCAGGGUCCCCAGGCCCAGGUUCAGCACUUCCAACCUGGGUCUGCAGCCUGGCGUCUGGCGCCCUGGAUCCACUACGCACUGAAAAGACUUUGGUCUGGACAUAAUCUAUGGGAACAUAGAGCUAUUGCAACAUUUUCUAAACAAGUCCAUGUGUUUUUAGUAUUGUAAUAUUGUUAUUCAUGGCUGCAGCAGUUUUAUCAGCCACAUUUUAUCACAAGAUCUGUUUGGAUUGGGCACCCAUGUAGCACAUUUUAUCACUUCCAUUUAAUCUUGUUGACUCAUUUAUCCAAUGCAUUUGGUUUUAGUUAAAGGGAACACUUUUUUGCAAAGGAAAUGUUGUGUGGAAAAGUUUAAUAAAUGGAAAUCAACGGCAGAUUGAAAGGAAAGAAAAAAGAUGCUGAGGAAAACUUAAAUAAAGUUAUGUAAAUAUUAUAUUGAAUGACGAAGAAUUACGUCUAAACAUAAAAAAAGAAGAAUAGAGGAUGUGAAAAGACAAGACUGUUGUGAGAGAGAUGUGGUCGAGGAUGGGAAAAAGAUGAAUGGGAAAGCACAGGAGGCACCGAUGAAGUGACAUGAUAGAAAUAAUGUCUGAUGAGGUGUGAAAGGUGCAGAUUUGACUUGAAUCUGUAAACACCCUACAGAACCUGUCACCAUCCAGUAAUGUCAUAUUAGAAAAGUUGCUUACCAACAAAUUUGAAGUAGCUACUACUACUGUAAUUCCCCCUCUGUUAUAUACAGUAUAUUCUAAGUUUUGGUGUUUGAUUAGACGGAGUGUGUUUUUUAGUUGCACUCUGCUGCAGCGGUGUGUGCUUUGUUUUCUGUAGUUUUUCAUAGGGCGAGGAGCACAGCUGCUACGAAGAAGGGAAGCCUUUUACAGUAGACUUCUGAACUGUUGAUAUGAAACAGGAGAGGUAUAACGUGUCUGUUUAGCUGUGAUUCUUCUCCACAGAGACUGAGAGACUGAAUAAAAAUAGACAUGACUCACA